Messenger RNA from Mesocestoides corti, 837 nucleotides. Lineage: Eukaryota; Metazoa; Platyhelminthes; Cestoda; Cyclophyllidea; Mesocestoididae. The record is from the annotation of a GenBank genome assembly.
AUGUGGUUUAAGGUGAGUAGGCGCAAAAAGAAUGGAAGUCGUCCCGCCUCCACGCCUCUCAAAACGACGACUAAACCGAAGAAGCCCAUCACACGGUUUCACUGGCCCUCUCUCCGCCGUUGUUCUUUCCGUCGAAAACCACGUCCCUUGACUCCCAUGAAGCAAUCGUCUCCCGCGCGUAAGCGGGGCGCCCUCCCUGCACUGCCGACUACCUCCAUUGGUCGCAGUCUCCCUUACCGUCCACCCAGCCGAAUUCGUUGUGGCACAAGCGUAAUCCCCAUUAUGAGGGCAUCGGCUUUUCGCCUGCGUCAACCUGUUGCUAUCAAACGCCACGCAACCACUUCGGAGCAUCAACUAUUCAAGAUGAGGCGGCUGAGUGGCUACGGGCACUGCAACCCGAUUUACGAUGAUGUGUGUAGUGACUCCUACACAGAGACGGAGGAAGAAGCAAUAUACGAGGAGAUUAUACCUUUCAGAAAACGUGUUCUCGAUGCUCCAACGUCCUACCUUGAUUUAAUGAAUGUCUCGGCGUUGGUUACAGAUUCGCCACAAAAAGGCAUCAGGCUACCAUCCCCAACACCCUCACAAGACGUCUAUGCUCUGCAUGGAGGGGACUGUGUGAGCAUUGCUUCUGGUGUCUACGACGACGUGGCAUCGUCUUCGUGCAGUGAUUCUGAUGAGGACUUUGAUGAGGACGCAGGUAUCUACGGUUGGGCGACCGGUGCCACAGCAGCACAGAACAUUCCCUGGCCCACGGCAGCUUACGGAGGAGUGAGGAACAACGGCGAUCACACGGCUCUGCGUUGGAUUCAUCGGGAGUCCUACGUAAUUCAAUAG